Messenger RNA from Rhinocladiella mackenziei CBS 650.93, 1014 nucleotides. RefSeq lists its product as uncharacterized. NCBI's taxonomy places the organism in Eukaryota, Fungi, Ascomycota, Eurotiomycetes, Chaetothyriales, Herpotrichiellaceae. The transcript has 2 exons. Gene Ontology annotation, molecular function: oxoglutarate:malate antiporter activity. The record is from RefSeq and is a predicted model, not a curated record. Bases 1 to 1014 code for a protein of 337 amino acids. Gene Ontology annotation, biological process: transmembrane transport.
AUGUCUGGUAGCACCGCCAACCGUAUCAAGGAGGGCGCUCGCUCAGCCGCUACCAAGGUCGAAGAAGCUGCUUCAGAAGCGGUCAACAAUCCCAUGCAAGCCAGACAAGACUUCCUCCACCUACCUAUCACCCGAGCCGCUCUCCCUUUCGUCAAUGGAGGUCUAGCGGGCAUGUUUGCGACCGCUUGCAUUCAGCCAAUCGAUAUGGUCAAAGUGCGCCUUCAAUUGGCCGGUGAAGGCGUAAGAACGGGUCCCAAACCGUCUGCUUUCGGUAUCACCAAGAGCAUCAUUGCCCAGGGCAAGGUGCUUGACCUCUAUACCGGUCUCUCAGCAGGGUUGCUGAGACAGGCCGUCUAUACCACCGCAAGAUUGGGUUUCUUCGAUACCUUCCAAACUUUGAUGCAGACGAGAGCCGAGAAAAAUGGCACAAAGAUUGGCUUUGUUGAGAGAGGUGCGGCUGGUCUCGCAGCCGGUGGUCUGGCGGCCAUGGUGGGAAAUCCCGCCGAUUUGGCCCUCAUUCGAAUGCAAUCCGAUGGCCUGAAGCCCAAAGAGGCCAGAGCUAACUAUCGGUCGGUGUUUGAUGCACUCACCCGCAUUGCCAAAUCCGAAGGCAUCACCGCUCUCUGGGCUGGAGCUUACCCCACCGUCAUCCGUGCCAUGGCUCUCAAUUUUGGCCAACUCACCUUCUUUGCCGAAUCCAAGGCCCAACUCAAACAACACGCGCCAAAUCUCUCGGAAAGCACCAAUCGAUUCGGCGCAUCUGCAAUUGCCGGAUUCUUCGCUUCAUUCUUCAGCCUGCCAUUCGACUUUGUCAAAACUCGACUGCAAAAACAACAGAAGGGACCCGAUGGAAAGUUCCCUUACAACGGCUUUUUUGACUGCGCCAGGAAAGUCAUUCGUGACGAGGGCUGGUUGAGAUUCUAUCGUGGAUUCGGCACUUACUAUGUCAGAAUUGCGCCGCAUGCAAUGAUCACCUUGAUUGUGGCCGACUAUUUGAAGUUGAUCACAUCUUGA